AAUAUAAACACUUGCUCGUAGCAAUACAGAGUGACAAGACGAACCCUCAAGCCUAAACCCCUAAAACCCCAACAGCCCGCCCGCACACAAAGUCAAUCUCUGUCUCUCUCUCUCUCGAUGCUUGGUAUCUAGCUGCUGAGAUGAAAGCUCUGAGAGUUCUGAGAACCCUCUCUUCAAAACCCAGCAAAACCCCAUUAAACCCAGCCUCCUUGUUCCACCGGUUCUACGCAGCUCAGCCGCAAGAGGACGACUCCGGUCACAACCCAUCUUUCUCAGACCCCGAAAAUGGUUCAGACUCGGUUUUUGACAGUACCCAUUACGCCAUACCAUCCGUUGGUUCGGAUUCCAAACACAAACCUCCUCAGAAGCCGACUUGGGACAACAAGUACAGAUCAAAAGCUAAUAAAUUGAUUGGGGUGGACACCCAGAAGGAGAAAUUGAAGCGUUUGGAGGAAGAGGAGGAGCAAAAGAGUAGAGUGCUUGCUAAGGCGCUUCUCGAGGCGGCAUUGGAGCGCGCAGAUGAUGAGGAAUCAGGGGAUGAGGAGGAAAUGGUGAAGGAGGAGGACCAAAAGGCGCUGUCUGUAGGGAUAAUUGGUGCUCCGAAUGCCGGAAAGUCUGCUCUGACCAAUUAUAUGGUUGGGACGAAGGUUUCCGCUGUUUCACGGAAGACAAACACCACAACUCAUGAAGUAUUAGGAGUUAUGACAAAAGGAGACACACAAAUUUGUUUCUUUGAUACUCCAGGUCUUACAUUAAGCAACAAGGGAUGUCCUUACAAGGAUUUCAAGGUUCGCGUAGAAAGUGCUUGGAGUUCAGUUACUUUAUACGAUGUGCUCAUAGUUAUAUUUGACGUCCAUAGGCAUCUUACCAGGCCUGAUGUAAGGGUUAUAGGAUUGAUCAAGCGUAUGGGAGCACUACCACACCCAGUACAAAAGCGAAUUUUAUGUAUGAACAAGGUUGAUUUAGUUGAGAAGAAGAAAGACUUGUUAAAGGUUGCUGAGGAAUUCAAAGAUCUUCCUGGUUAUGAAAGGCGUUUCAUGAUUUCUGGUCUGAAGGGCUCUGGAGUGAAAGAUCUUACUCAAUAUUUGAUGGAUCAGGCCAUUAAACGGUCUUGGGAUGAAGAUCCAUUCAUCAUGACUGAGGAAGUUAUGAAGAAUAUAUCAUUAGAAGUUGUCCGAGAAAGGUUGUUAGACCAUGUGCAUCAGGAAAUCCCAUACACUAUUGAACAUCGGUUAAUGGACUGGAAGGAGUUGCGAGAUGGCUCUCUUCGGAUUGAACAACAUCUUAUCACGAACAAAUUAAGUCAACGCAAGAUUCUUGUAGGAAAGAAGGGCAAUAAAAUAGGGAGAAUUGGCAUGGCAGCUAAUGAGGAGCUACGGUCCAUCUUCAAGAGGGAUGUCCAUCUCAUUCUCCAGGUUAGACUUAAAUGAUACAUUGGAAAAUCGAGUUGAAUGUCAAGAAGGGAUACGAUCCAUCAGGAGAUGGAAGCGCACCUUAUUUGUAAGGUCAGACUUAACGACAAGUUUAGUCAAUAGAGUUGAAUAUCAAAAAUUGCAACCCUUUGAUCCACCCUAUUUUGAAGUGUAUAUAAAGGAAGUUUCAUCAACUUUAUGAAGGCCAUCUAGUGUUGUAGCUUUGAGUGGCAGAAACUUUGUCAGCUUUAGUUUGGGGAUGAAGGCGGGUGACGAAUAACUGGAAGACCCCAACUUGGCAGGCAAACACAUUAGUCCCGAAAUUUUUGAGAAUAUACAAUAGCAAGUCUCUUGAUCUUUUCAUCAUAUACUAACCCUUUGUUUUUUUGUUUUUUUUCUUCCCUUAAAUAUGUGCUUAUGUACGAACAUAGGAACAUAAGAAAGCUUAAGCUACGUUCUUUCAUUUGAUUUUAAUUUGAACUUGUACCUUUUAUAUUAUACUGUUCGAAAUCCU
This is a messenger RNA of Pyrus x bretschneideri (Chinese white pear), 1926 nucleotides long. Its product is annotated as GTP-binding protein ERG-like. The record is from RefSeq and is a predicted model, not a curated record. The transcript has 8 exons. Lineage: Eukaryota; Viridiplantae; Streptophyta; Magnoliopsida; Rosales; Rosaceae. Gene Ontology annotation, molecular function: ribosomal small subunit binding; GTP binding; rRNA binding. Bases 141 to 1430 code for a protein of 429 amino acids. Gene Ontology annotation, biological process: ribosomal small subunit assembly.